AUGAGGAACCCCUGGCAGCACAUUCCCGUGGCUGAGUACGAUGAGCCUCCGCAGUGCAAGGCWGGGCAGGAUACGGUGCUGCAGGCCCCCGUCGACUGGCUGCUCCUGGACGGCCGGGAGAGCUCCGAUGACCACGGGAUUGUGCAGUACGAGUGGACUUUGCUGCAGGGUGACGCCUCCGUGGACAUGAAGGUGCCACAACCAGGAACGCUGAAGCUGUCCCGCUUGCAGGAGGGGCUCUAUGUUUUCCAGCUCACCGUGACGGACACGGCCGGCCAGCGCAGCUCAGAUAACGUCUCGGUGACGGUUCUGCCCAUGGUUCAUUCAGCAGGAGCCUGUGUCGGGGUUUGCUCUCGUUACCAGUUCAUCUGUGAUGACGGCUGCUGCAUUGACAUCACAUUUGCUUGUGAUGGAGUAAAACAGUGCCCGGAUGGAUCUGAUGAAACCUUCUGCCAGAACCUCAGCCCAGGGCGGAAGGCAGUGACACACGCAGCUCUUGGCACUACCCAGCAAAGGACCGGAGGGCUGACUGAAAACGCCCCUGAAAACUUCUCUGCAGACAACACCCUGAGGAGCCCCGCAAGAAACCAGCCGCUGCUCGCCCUYGAUGCAGACACGUCCAAUCAAUCGCUUUCUCAGGGACCAAAGAAACAAACCAGUGGAUUUGUGCCAGACAGCAGUUCCUCAGGGAGAAGAACCAACGAGAAACUUGGAAAUGGCCUAAUUGUGCCCAGGAGGGAUCCGCUGGGAGGCAGCCGCCCAGUCCCGGAAACAGGUGCCGUGCUGCCCUUGGCCCUGGGCCUGGCCAUCACCGCUCUGCUGCUGCUCAUGGUUGCUUGCAGGCUGCGUUUAGUGAGGCAGAAGCUUAAGAAAGCCCGACCCAUCACGUCCGAGGAGUCCGAUUACCUCAUCAACGGGAUGUAUCUCUGAACACUGGGGCCAGGCUGCUCGUUUCCCCCCUUCCCCCUGUAUCCACAAACCUCCGCCUCUAACAGAGGGCCAAGAUCUGUAGUUACAUUUUGAGCUUAGGGGAGGCCUGCGGGGUCGGCACCGCGCUCCUGCCCACGCGGUGCUGCCGCAGCAGCCGCCGCCGCGGGGUGGCUGCGCGGGAGGAACCAGCGGCGCUGCAGCCGAGGGGGGACCCUUGGGCAUCCCCUGCGCUGCCCCCUGCCCCGGGCACCCCGCAAACGCUGCCUCCUGCCCCCUCAUACCCCACGCGGGAACAGCUUCCUUCAAGGGUUUUGUUUUGUUGUGUUCUCCAAUUAAAAGCAAUCACUCUUUAAGCACCAGCCUUUUUUACAAAAUUYGGGGGUUAAGGAACAAAACAAAACACCUUUCUUGCCCUUCAUAGUUUUUAACCGUUAGUGCAGCCAACAGCUGCCCGUGCUGUCCGUGCUAAAUGGUGACGUGAGGAAGGGCGAUCCUCGGAGGAGGAGGGCUUGGGACCUGCCGGCCGCCCUGUGCCCAGAGCUCCUGGCUUGUGCGGCCUCUCCAGCCCUCGUGCCGCACGCGGGAGAGCAGCGGGAUGCGCACAGGGAGCGGGAAGGCGGCGCUCCCGAGCCGGUGCUGCUGGUGCUCUGGCCACAGGCCGUUCCCAUCCACAAGCCGUUCCCAUCCRCGGGCUGUUCCCGGCCGCGCCGCUCCAGCCUCGGUGCCCCGGGCAGCCUCGGCAGCUCGCCCCCGCUCUGCCCCAGCGCAAUUCUCCUAGAGUUAGAGCAGUAAUUGAUAUGUGUGAGUGAACUUCAGGUGUGUUAGCAGUAAAACGUGUACAGUACAUGUUAUAUAUACAGAUAUAUAUAUAUAUAUACGUACCAUGCUGUCUAUCUUGUUUGACURUCCAAGGCUGUCACGUUCGUCCAGGGUCGCAGUACGAAAGGAGCCAGGUGAGGCAUGCACCUCUUGUAUGCCAUCCUGUGUCCUCCAGUAACUUCAAGUCAGCUGGAGUACUGCCGUGGUAUACAGGUAGCUCAUCAAAAACAAACUUGCUCGGUCUUGAUGACCUUUAUGUAAAAUAGCUCUAAUAAACCUA
This is a messenger RNA of Nothoprocta perdicaria, 2029 nucleotides long. It is a transcript of the gene LRP11, whose product is annotated as LDL receptor related protein 11. The record is from RefSeq and is a predicted model, not a curated record. Bases 1 to 930 code for a protein of 309 amino acids. NCBI's taxonomy places the organism in Eukaryota, Metazoa, Chordata, Aves, Tinamiformes, Tinamidae. The transcript is spliced from 7 exons. Gene Ontology annotation, molecular function: protein binding.